AUGUCCUACGUCCAUUGCCAGCAUACCUCCGCCGAUACGCCUCCUUGUAGGUGCCCAGUUUGGGAAGCUCCCGGAGACGAGGAACCAACCAUCAAAUCGUGUGAUACCUGCGGUCAUCGCUCGGAAUGGCAUUUACCUCUGGUUGAAUCUACGGAUAACGAAGGGGAUAACGAGAUGGAGCGUUGCAAAUCCAGCUGGCCAAAUGGCCAACCUUGCACUUGUCCAACGUGGAUUGCCCCAGAAGACCCUUCCCAAAAUCCUGGAUGUGCCCUGUGUGGUCACAAAAAAGGCUGGCAUCGCCCCACAAUUACCCGGGCCUCCUCAACCCAAGGCACCCCAUCCAAAAUGCAACUGCCAUCUCGAGCAGAAGUCUUCAAGUUAGAAGAAUCAAAUUGGCAUUCCCGAGCGCAAUCCUGUGGCACUGGAAGUGCUGAUAACAGUUUGAAGGUGCGCACUUGCUCAGCCAAUUCGUGGGCACCUGGUACAAAGUCGAGCUCAGCCAGCAAUCAAGGCAUCUCAGAUCCGCCGGCGAAUGGCUUCAACUCCUUCUUCACACCUGACAGUUCAACUGCAUCACCCAACUCUGCCUGGUCAUCCGCUAAUCCACUCCCCACGGUGCAUAUCCCACCAGUUGAAGUUCAACUUGCCGCUGAACACAUGCGAUUCAUUCUUUCUGAGCUAGACGAUGACGAAGAUGAGCAAGAGACCAGUUUUUCCAAUACUCUCAACUCCCCAAGUAAUCAUUCUAGGGGUGAGAGUGGGAAUCGCUCAUUGCACAAUCAUGAUAGAUCAUUUUCUCGUGCCUCACAAUCUUCCUUAUAUUCUUUCGAAGCUCCGAUGUCGAAUCAACAAUGGACCAUGGAUGGAAGGUCCCCAUCGCCUUCUUUCAGGCCGGCCGACACUCAAUCAAUCAGAUCCAAUUCCUCCUCCUUUGUAUCUGUAGCAAUGCCGCGGGCUUCUGUGGAUGUCAAUACAUGUUCUGGUAGCAUGUCUUUUUCUUCGCUUGUGGAAGGAGUAUACUCGAGGAGUCCUUCGCGCACCCAACCAAAGGACUAUAAUAUCCGGCUUAGUGAACUGGAUUUGACCGGAGGAAGCUCUAAUUCUGCAAACUCACAUCUCCGUCCUCCGCCCGGAUUACCACUACUAGCUCAAACGACCUCAGAAACGUACGUUGAAGAAUUGCCGGUGGAUCGACCUAGGCAUCCUUCAGAGGAGCGCACGGGCAGAUUUGCCUUUAACCCUACUGAUAUUGCAUCAAACACACCUUUGGAUGAAUCGGAUGCAGAUGGAUCAGUAAAAAAAGUCAAGCCUUUCCAAAGCAACAUACAAUCAGUUAUUCUUGAGGAAAUACCAGUCUUGGACCAACAUACUGAGAUUGCAGCAACGCUCAAACCCAUUUCAUUGCCGGAACAACCCAUAUAUAAUCCUCAACAAUCAGAAAGACAAAGAGUCGAAUCUUAUCAAACAAAAGACCAAGCGAUCUCACUUUCCAUUUCACCCUCACCUUCUUCAACCACGUAUUCUCCUGGGGACUACUUAAAUGUAACCAUUCAAUUAAGAAAUAGCACUAACAAUCAAGAAAUUGUUUCGCCACUCGAAUUUGAGCAGCAACUAUCAAAAUGGAAAAAGAUUACUUUCCAACUGAGUGGUACUGUCACUCAAAACGGAACCACCGAACACGAAAUUUUCAAUCUCUCCCAAAAUGUCUAUCUUUCCGAUCAACGUGAAUUAAAUGCAAACAAAACCGGCUGGCGAUUCAAAUUAAGGAUACCAACACAUACUAACUGCAAAUGUGGCCCCGGUCAUUUACCCUUACCAAGCAGUUGUUCCAAUUCUGUGGGUCACGUCAGCUAUCACUUGAUUUUGAAAGGAAAGAAGAAGGCGUUUUUGUCGAAGGCCUCAACUACAGCAGAGAGUUCCUUGUUCGUGGGCUUAAAUUUGAAGAGCAAUAUAUCCGAUCCUCGACAACAACUUCUUACUUUCCCCGAGUCUGUUCGGCCAUUAACCUCUUGGAUAGGAUUAAAUGGUGCCCAAAAGGCUGCUAUCACUAACACACUGCUCACCUACCAAGUAGAAUUCCUCUCAAGCAAUACAUUGAGAAUUCUAUACGAAGUAGAGCUACAAUUAUCUCCAGAUUCAGAAUUGUCUAAUCGCAAUUUCGGGCUAUUCGAGGAGCUCUCUUCCAAUUUAAAAGUGACCAUCACUUCGUUGAAUCAAUUGAUUCAAUCUCAUGCCAAUACUGGUAAUGGUUAUGGCAAUGUUGCACAAGAAGACUAUCAAAAGAAUUUCAAGACUCGUGAUGUGAGAUCAAAAGCGAUGCCGACCAGGUCUGACACGACAGGACUGAUCACUUGGAAAAUUUCCGGUUAUCUUCAUAUGGAGCUCUUUGGUCCAGCCGACUCCGCAUCCUCACAUGAGCCUAUACAAAAGAAAUGCUUGAUGGGACAACUCAAAUCUUACGCAGCUAAAGCUGAUCUUCCAUCCUCCGCCAAAAAUAUGACUUCACAAUGGAUCUUAAGGGCGUCUAUUCAAUCUGUAAUUCUAUCUCAGCCGCUCAACAUUCGUGGCACAUUGGUCGACCUCCAAUCGACCUGUGCAGCCAGAUCAAUAGUCCAAGGAAUUCCCCUCACCCUCAGAUGA
Messenger RNA from Puccinia graminis f. sp. tritici CRL 75-36-700-3, 2640 nucleotides. RefSeq lists its product as uncharacterized. The coding region runs from base 1 to 2640 and encodes 879 amino acids. The transcript has 6 exons. NCBI's taxonomy places the organism in Eukaryota, Fungi, Basidiomycota, Pucciniomycetes, Pucciniales, Pucciniaceae. The record is from RefSeq and is a predicted model, not a curated record.